AUGUCGUUUUAUGAUCUGGAACAGGGCCGAGGCGUCCCGCCCGAGCAGGAGUCACAGGAUGAGCCACAUCAUGACGCAAGCCGUGGAGAGAAUCCGCAGUUUAUGCGAUUGACAGAGCAGGUCGGACUCCAUGUAUUUCGUAUCAAUGCCAAUGUGGCUACAUUACAAAAGCUAGAUGCCCAGCUACGUCGAGCGCCGGAUCUGGCACAGGGUAAGGCCGACCACAUCAUGAGGCAGUUUGCUGAUCUAUGUGAGCAAACUCGCAGCAUUGUAAAGGACGCCACGGAUGACGUCAAAAAACUUUCAUUGUAUCCCAUCGGUGGCAACGAAGGGUAUGGCAUUCGUCGCUCGUCGCCCUCGCGGCUGAUGCAGACCAAGCUUCAGAACGACUUCCAGGACGCAUUAAGUGCGUUUCAGCAUAUCCAAAAAGAAGGGAUUUUGAAAGAGAAGGACGCACUCGCUCAGGCUAGGCAGCGAGGAAACGAGGCGGCGCUCUCCGCAGAGCUCGCACCAGACACGGACGAGCGCUCGUCCGUGCCCAUUCAGACUCAAGUGUCCAUGCCACCCAGACUAACGAGUGAGGAACUUGAGUUCCAAGAGUCGCUGAUUGCCGAGCGCGAGGCAGAAAUCCAGGAAAUUGAGCAUGGUGUACAGGAGCUCAAUGAAAUUUUCCGGGACUUGAGCCACAUCGUUCAGGAGCAAGGCGGUAUGAUUGAUAAUAUCGAGUAUAAUAUUGGCACAAUUGCUACGAGCGCACAAGGCGCAGACCGCGAACUGCUCCGUGCGAAUCACUACCAGCGACGCGCGGGUCGCCGUGGCCUUUGCCUUACCAUGAUUGUGGCUGUAGUUGUAUCUCUUGUCCUAGUGGCGCUCUUAGCAUAG
Messenger RNA from Malassezia restricta, 882 nucleotides. RefSeq names its product SNARE domain protein. Bases 1 to 882 code for a protein of 293 amino acids. Lineage: Eukaryota; Fungi; Basidiomycota; Malasseziomycetes; Malasseziales; Malasseziaceae. Gene Ontology annotation, molecular function: SNAP receptor activity; SNARE binding. Gene Ontology annotation, biological process: vesicle fusion; Golgi to vacuole transport; intracellular protein transport. Gene Ontology annotation, cellular component: membrane; endomembrane system; SNARE complex. The record is from RefSeq and is a predicted model, not a curated record. The transcript has 2 exons.